UUUUUUCUCUCGUUUUUGUUUCUGCAUGUGAGUCGUGUAUAAUUGGAUUUUUAAGUGGAUUUUAAUUAAUUACGACCGAUUUUACACCGAAUUGAAAUGUUUGUUCUGAAAAGCAAUAUUUCCUCCGAAUUCUAUGGAAAUUCUUACUUGGAUUUUAGCCAUGUUUUGGUUGAUGUUUAGACCGUAGAAAAUUGUAAACAUGCCUACUUUUAGGCAGAAAAAUGCCGUUAAGAGCUUUAAGUCACGGAUAUUAAGUAAAUUUAAAGAUGUAAAGCAGGAAACUGAUGUUGUUUCGACAUGUCUAGCAACUUGUCUUGCCCAGUAUGAAAAACGAGUUUCAGAGGUUUUAAAAAUUGAUGAUGAAGAAUUUUAUCCCUUGUAUCAAAAAUUAAAUCAAGAUUUAGAGUCCUUUCAUGAUAAAAUAAUUCUUUUACAAGCAUCACUUGAUGUUGGUAGUGAAAAUGAAUCAGAUGCCGAAAGUGAGGAACAUUUUCAAGAUUCACUACUUGAAUUGGGUGCUACAGCUAAAUCCUUGGAACCGCAACAAUAUUCCUGUACAUCGCAGCAAAGUUCUCAAAGUAUGGCGAAAACUAACUUAUCCAAAUAUAUUAGUGAGCCUUCUUCGUCUGUGUUGUCUUCUAUUGGACGUGAAAAUGUGUUUCAGCCUGCAAAUAUCCUAAAAGAUAAUGUAGAUUUGAACAAUAUCGUUAAAACUAACUUAUCCAAAGAUAUUAAUGAGCCUUCUUCAUCAGUGUCAUCUCCUAAUGGACGUGAAAAUGUGUUUCAGCCUGCAAAUAUCCUAAAAGAUAAUGUAGAUUUGAACAAUAUUGCAUUUGAUGCAAGUGAUACAUAUGGGAAUAGUCACUCAUCAGAAGGAAAAUGUGCACAGCCAAAUGUAGAAGGAAACAUCCAUCCUGCUAAAAACGGCUAUAUUGCAGAAAAAACUCAUGCGUGCACUUACAAAAAAGAAACAUGCAGCCCUGCUUUUAGUGUAGAAAAAGUAGAAUCUGAAGUUUCUUUGAGUUCAUGCUACCGUUCACUAUCGUCAAAUGUUAGUGAUUUUGAUCAAAGUCGAGCAGCUGGUGUUGUGAGUAACAAUAUUAUGUGUUCUGGAAGCAGUCAGAGUACUUAUUAUUCUGGAGAAAAAUAUGAAGUUACGAAUGCUUCAUCAAGUACUUUCUCUUUACCAUUGUUACCAUCAAAACCGAUGCCUUUAUCAAGCAGAAUCUUCGUGACUCUUACAUGCAUAAACAGCCCUAGUGACUUCUGGGUGCAAAUUGAAAACACACGUGACUGUGUUAAGUACCCAAUCUGUGAACAUAUUAAUAAAAUUCAUCCUAUGGAUGUGAAGGAAGGAUUUUUAUAUCUUGCUCCAUUCAAGACAACUUCAUAUUACUACAGAGUUCAAGCUUUAAGUCGUGGUUGUAAAGGUGAGGAUAAAGUGAAAGUAUUUUAUGUGGAUCACGGAUCAACUCAUGAAGUUCUGUUAAAAGAUAUUCGUCAGUUACCUUGGAUGGCUUAUGAUGUUCCGGUUCAAGCUUAUCAUUGCUAUCUUUUUGGUACUUUGCCGAUUGAUGCCGAAUGGUCAAGUGAAGCCAUCAGUAGAUUCAAGGAAUUUCAAAACUAUUGCAUUGAAGCUAUCGUCAAAGCUGGAGAAAACAACAAAUAUGGUGUACAGCUUUUUGCUAGAGCAUCCGCUGAAUUCAGUGAGGAUUUCUCCAGUGAUAUUGGUCUUGUGCUGCAGCUUGAAGAUUUAGCUGUGGGUUCAGAGGGAAGUUAUGCCAUUGAUGAAAGCAGUCCUGAAGAUUUCCAAGCAAUAGCAUUUAAUCCAGAAGUCUAUGAUGGCAUUCAAUUGCCCCCCAAAAAUGAAAAUUCGUACAUCAAUGAAAAUAAAAAAAGCUGUGAUUCUGGAGUUAGUGUGUCAUCUACCUACAAAUCUCACUGUUUUAGUUCAGAAAGUAGUUUUAAUAACUUUUCGGAUGCUUGUUCAAAUUUUGAUAGUAAUAUGCUAAAACAGAAUGAAAAAUCUGUAAAUAUGAGAGACUUAUGUUCUGAGAUGAAAAGUGAUACAUCUGUAAAAUAUGAAGAGGAACAAAGUAAUCUAAUUUCAUUUGAAAGUAUUGAAGAGGUUGAGUGUUGUACAGCCAAAUUAGAACCAUUCUGUGAUGUGAAAUGUGAUAUGAACAUACUCGAUUCUGUGAAAUUGAAUAAUGAGUUUAUACUAAGUUUAAAAAUAGAAUCCCCUGUGGUGACUUUCGUGAAGAAAAACUCUAUGCUUGUUAUGGUUUCUUUUAUCCAUUCUCCUAGUGAUUUUUAUGUAAAUUUGGCAAUGGAAACCAGUGAUAAAUUAGAUGAGCUUCGUGAACAAAUGGCUGCCCUCUAUGAAUCGAUUCCUGCAUCCAGAAUCGGCAUCACCAUCGAUGGCAUUUCAGAAAAUAUGUUUUGCGCUAGUCGCUAUGAAGAUGAAUUCUGGUAUCGUGCAAAAGUUCUUCAGGUUCAUAAAAAGAGUAAAAGGGUUACAAUUCAGUUUGUGGAUUAUGGCAAUAGAGCAACAGUAGAUUGUUGUGAUUUAAGACCUUUAACCCCUCACUUUGCAAGUCAUCCUGCAUUUGCAAUUCAUUGCUGCUUAACUGGAAUUGCUCCUCUAAAUCAGAAAAAAUCAGAUAUUUCAUCGUAUGUCUGGAACAAACAUGCUAUUAAUGAAUUCAAAAAUUUGGUUACUUUUGAAAGACCUCUCACAGCCGAGGUGUUCGAAAAGGUUCAUCAUGGAGAUAGUUCACCAUUGCAAGUUCUACUGUGGGAUACAACAAAUUCAGAUGAUGUUUUAAUUAAUUCUCUAAUGAUUGAUAAAGGAUUGGCUGAUAUUGAUAGCAAUGUUCUGAAAGAAUACUCAAAGAAAGAUGAAAGGCAGAAUCUAAAUGAAAUAGAGGUUUUAAAUAUGUGGGAUCCAAUGUCUGAACAGUACAAUGAUAUUGAAAACAGCUAUGGAGUUGAUUUUGAUGAUAUUCAAGUUGUAACAACAGGCUAUAGUGCAAAAGAUGAGGCUUAUACCUGUAAAUACUACUCUUUGCGUGGCUUUUGUCCCCGUGCAGAUUGCCCAUAUCUACAUGCCAGUAUAACCGAGUCAGGUGUUACCAGAGAUCAAGAGGAAGUAUAUUCUUUUGAUACAAUGCCUUUUCUACCUGAAACUGAAAAGCAUAUUUUAAUAGAGGUGCUAGUGGUCAAGAGCCCUGGAAAUUUCUAUGUUGUGCUGCCCUUUGGAAAUAAAACAGUUGAAGAAAUUGACCAUUAUAUUUUAAAUGGUGGAUCGUAUGCAGAAAUUACUGAUACAGAAACUAGAGCUCUUAACGUAGCUAUGAGCAAUCAUUACUCAUCAGUUCCCUUUGAUGAAAACACAACUGUGGCAUUGGCUUGUGGUAACAUUGUGGCUGCUAUAAGUAAAUUAGACAACCAAUGGCAUAGAGGGAGAAUUGUAGAUGUAGAUGAUGUGUCUAAGCCUGCAAAGGUUUUCUUCGUAGACUAUGGCAAUGAAGAAUUGGUUGACCGAAAAUCAAUCCGAAAAAUUAUGCCUCAAUUUCUGCAUACUCCUUUUCAAGCAAUACAGUGUUGCUUAUCAGAUGUAGAACCUAAAGAUUUUGACAAGGGCAAGUCAUGGAGUAACCGUGCAAUAGAUGUUUUUGAAAACUUGGUCUCUGGGUGUCUGUUGCUUGCUGAAAUAACAUACAGAUGUGGAAAUGUUCUUCAUGUAACAUUACAGAGAACCAUGAAGCAUGAUCAUCGAAGUAUUAGCAAAAUUUUAGUAAUGGAAGAUCAUGCACAAUAUGUUUCUAAAAUUCCUGUAAAGAAAAAAGAAUCAAAGUAUGUGCCUGGCUAAAUCUUGCAAGCACUACAAUCUUUUAGAUCUGUGUAUAUAAGAAAGUGCCUGUCAUUUGUUUUAAUUUGCAUAGAACAGACACCUUCCAAAUUUGGUGGUUUGCAAUACUUUUAACUUAUUGUUACAUUUAAGUGCCUAUUUAUUUUGUUAUGAAAAAAAAAUACACAUAAAAUUUGUUUGACAUGAAAUUUGUUUUUCAAUAAAGUUAUUUA
Messenger RNA from Uloborus diversus, 4086 nucleotides. Its product is annotated as tudor domain-containing protein 6-like. Bases 200 to 3874 code for a protein of 1224 amino acids. The record is from RefSeq and is a predicted model, not a curated record. The transcript is spliced from 17 exons. Gene Ontology annotation, molecular function: metal ion binding. NCBI's taxonomy places the organism in Eukaryota, Metazoa, Arthropoda, Arachnida, Araneae, Uloboridae.